Orbilia oligospora ATCC 24927 is the source of this 390-nucleotide messenger RNA. RefSeq lists its product as uncharacterized. The transcript has 3 exons. Lineage: Eukaryota; Fungi; Ascomycota; Orbiliomycetes; Orbiliales; Orbiliaceae. Gene Ontology annotation, cellular component: cytosol. Bases 1 to 390 code for a protein of 129 amino acids. The record is from RefSeq and is a predicted model, not a curated record.
AUGUCUUUGAAGAACGACGCUUUCCCAGCCUCUGCUGCCUUUGAUUCCAUCGCUGCUGCUCUCAAGGACGAAACUGAGAAGAAAGAUGCCAUCAAGAAGGGUGGAGCCGUCUUCUGUUUCACUUUGAAGAACGCUGCGGGUCAGAUCGACUCUUGGUUCAUCGAUCUCAAGCAAACCGGAGCCGUUGGCAAGGGCGAGGCCCCAUCUGGUGGGAAAGCAGACAUCACCCUUUCUUUGAGCGAGGAAAACUUCGGCAAGCUAGUCGAGGGAAAAGCUAAUGCGCAGAAGUUGUUUAUGAGCGGAGGACUCAAGGUUAAGGGUGACAUGAUGAAAGCUACGAGGGCAGAGGUGGUGCUGAAGAAAGCCCAAGCAAAGAAGGCCAAGUUGUAG